Molecule: messenger RNA, 1066 nt
Organism: Phalaenopsis equestris
Lineage: Eukaryota; Viridiplantae; Streptophyta; Magnoliopsida; Asparagales; Orchidaceae
Product: putative pyrophosphatase PpaX
Exons: 6
Coding region: 106-846 (246 amino acids)
Source: RefSeq, a predicted model, not a curated record
AUACAUCAAGAAUCUUACGAACGGGCUGGGCCACAGUGCUAGUAGCGAGAAGAAUCCCAGAGAGAGAGAGAGAGAGGGAGAGAGCGGGGGAGAGAGGGAGGAGGAAUGGGGGAAGAAGAGAAGAAGAUGAAGCGAGUAAUGGUGACGUUUGAUGUGGACGGCACUCUGAUCAAGAGUACUGGAAACUCUUCCAACCGACUCCACCGUCAAGCUUUCUCUCACGCCUUCUUCCAAAUCUUCGGCCUCGAAGACAUCAGCAUCGACGCCAUCCAGCACCAUGGUCAAACGGAUCCUCUUAUACUUGUCAACACGCUUGUGCAUUAUGGCAUACCUUCUGAUGUAGCCUCAGAAAGACUACCUGACCUGAAAUCAAGGAUGAUUGAAUAUGCUAAGGAGCAUGCCCAAAACAUUGGGGAAGGCCUGGAAGUUCUUCCCGGUGUUUCUUCUUUGCUGGAUGCUUUAUCUUCAAAAGGUGUUGCCAUUGGUUUGGCAACAGGUAAUCUCAAAGAGAUUGCUUGGAUGAAGAUGGAGGGCCUGGGUAUUCAUAGAUAUUUCACUGUUCCAAAUUUUGGAGGAUUCGGAACCGAUCAUACUGAACGUGUAGAAUUAAUCAAAAUUGCUGCAAAUAGAGCAAACGAGCUCUAUCCUGAAGGUUUUGAUUUGCGAGUGCAUGUCGGAGAUACUCCAAAUGAUAUUCGAGCUGCUGAGGACGGAGGUGCUUUGGCCAUCGGAGUAUGCACCGGCAUAUUCAAUGCAGAAGAACUACAGAGAGCAAGCAAUGGAACUGCUGUUAUUCUUCCUGAUCUCAGUGAUGCUGAAGCUUUUCUGAAGCUACUGGGAAUUUAAGCUUCAAUCUGCUGCUUCAUGGUCCAAAUAUGUGCAGAGUUCGUUCUGCUCGUUCUUCCUCCUGGCAGUAUGUUGACUAUUGAAAUCUGCUGCAAACUUGGAUCAGGUAGUGCGUGCAUUUCACGUGAACUAAGGUAUGUAUUUUAUAUUAAGGUUAGUCUAAGAUAUUUCAUUUGGAACCACAUUAUUGGCAAUGUCAAACAUAAUAUUUAUUGAAGUU